Colletotrichum higginsianum IMI 349063 is the source of this 1470-nucleotide messenger RNA. RefSeq names its product Bystin. The transcript is spliced from 3 exons. The record is from RefSeq and is a predicted model, not a curated record. Gene Ontology annotation, biological process: rRNA processing. Gene Ontology annotation, molecular function: snoRNA binding. Bases 1 to 1470 code for a protein of 489 amino acids. Gene Ontology annotation, cellular component: preribosome, small subunit precursor; cytoplasm; nucleolus. Lineage: Eukaryota; Fungi; Ascomycota; Sordariomycetes; Glomerellales; Glomerellaceae.
AUGGGCAAGGCAACCACCCCGACCGACCGCCAGUCGCGCAGACACAACCCCCUGCAGGAUGAUAUCCUUGCUACGGGUCCUUUGAAGAACAAGGCGCCCAAGAAGAAGAAGGGCAAGACUACCGACGAUGACGACGACAAUGGCGAGGGCUUUGUCGAUGCGACACGGAGUCGCACCAUUCUUCGGCUAGGCCGUGAGCUUGCCGAUGAGGAUGGAACCGCCAAACCAGAAGUUGCUGCGAAACCGACCGUCGACCUUUUCGGAAUCGAGUCGAGAUACGGUGUCGAUGUUGGCGGCGACGAACAGGCAUACGAGGACGAGGAAGCGUGGGGCGAAGAGGAUGAGAUUGUUGAAGAGGUUGAGAUCGACCCGGAGGACCUCGAGACGUACCGCAAGUUCUUGCCCGAAUCCGAGGACGAUCCUGCGGCGAUGCUGAACCAGCACGGCUGGGGUAGCAAGGGUCCCGAUGACGAGAUGGCUGGCGGCGGCACCAACCUGACGGAGCUCAUUUUGGAGAAAAUUGCCGCGCACGAGGCUGCUGAGGCUCGGAAAGCAGCCGGCGUGCCAGUAAUUGACGAAGACUAUCAGCUUCCCCCAAAGGUCAUCGAAGUAUACACAAAGAUCGGCCACAUUCUGUCGCGAUACAAAAGCGGUCCCUUGCCGAAGCCCUUCAAGAUUCUUCCGACCCUGCCGCACUGGGAGGACAUCAUCGGGAUCACCGAGCCCCAAAAAUGGACGCCCAAUGCCGUGUACCAGGCAACGAGGAUCUUCUCGUCCUCGAAGCCCCUUGUCUGCCAGAAGUUCAUGGAGAUUGUUGUUCUCGACAAGGUCCGUGAGGACAUCUACGAGAACAAGAAGCUGAACGUGCACUUGUUCAACGCGCUAAAGAAGUCCCUUUACAAGCCCCGAGCAUUCUUCCUCGGCUUCUUGUUCCCUCUGCUGUCGAGCGGCUGCACCGUUCGCGAGGCACACAUUGUCUCUGCGGUGCUUGCCAGAGUAUCGGUACCAGUCCUUCAUUCUGCCGCCGCCCUGAAGGGUAUCACCGAAAUUGCGGCCCAGGAAGCCUCGCACGGCACCGAGGGCGGUGGAGCGGCCAAUAUCUUCAUUAAAACUUUGCUGGAGAAGAAGUACGCUCUUCCCUACCAAGUCAUCGACUCGGUUGUUUUCCAUUUUCUGAGGUUCCGAAGUGUGGACCCGGCAUCGAUCAAGGAAGGCCAGUCGUUCUCCGGGGACAUGGUCAAGUCGUUGCCCGUUGUCUUCCAUCAGAGUUUGCUGGCUUUCGCCCAGAGAUACAGAAACGAUCUGAGCGAGGACCAGCGAGAGGCCCUUCUUGACUUGCUCUUGUCGCACGGCCACCACUCGAUCGCACCUGAAAUCCGGAGGGAACUGCUGGCUGGCAGAGGCAAGGGCGUGGCGGUUGAGCAGCAGGGCGCUCCGUUUGACGGCGAUGACACGAUGCUAGUUGACUGA